Messenger RNA from Paramecium sonneborni, 162 nucleotides. NCBI's taxonomy places the organism in Eukaryota, Ciliophora, Oligohymenophorea, Peniculida, Parameciidae. The record is from the annotation of a GenBank genome assembly.
AUGAAGUAUAAAUCAUAAUAAAAAUUAUUUACAAUAGUCCUUUUUAAAUUUUAGUAUUAAUAAAUAUCUAUUUAGAAUAGAUAAGGGGAAUUUCAAUCUAAUCAAGCUGAUUAAAUUAAAAGAACCAAAUUAUUGACUGACUCUUACAAAACGAUUUAUUGA